AUGUGCUCGCGGAUUUUCUCAAUAAUCGCCCUUCUUUACGCCUUCUGUGUGAUCAGUUUGGUUAAUGCGCACCCCGGUAGCCAUCAUGGUUCAUUCCUCCAGAAACAUAACGGCCACAACCAACUUCACAAUCGUCUAAUUAGCAGGAACAAUGUUACCGAAUCUAGUAUUGCUCCACAAGUCGAAAAUCGAAGGCGAAUCCGAAAUUCAUGUGUCAGGAAACCACAGGACACCAUAAGCAGCACGUCUAUCACUAGCAGUCAUGUCUUAAGCACGCAGACACCCAAACCAUCAAGUACAAAUGUCGCCGCGACAAAGACAGCCAAGCUUGCUGCCGCUGGAAUUCAAGCCAGUGCUGCACCCACCGCGGUCCGAACUUCCCCUGCGGACCCAUACCUCCUAGAACUCUCCAAACCCUAUAACAACGCGAACAAUCCGCUCUUUAACAAAGUUUAUGUCGGACAGAUGACAUACUACGCUCAGGGCCUUGGGGCUUGUGGCGACACCUACGAUGAUUCUUCCUUCACAGCCGCAGUCUCCAAACUAUUGUAUGAUGCUUGGCCGGGGGCCACGGCCAGUAGAAAUCGCAAUCCCAUUUGUGGCCCCUAUGUUGGAGGACGCAAAAUCAUCAACGAUCUUGGUCUGUUUGUCACAGCCGUUCCGGGCUCGGAAUUCAUCAACAUCGGGGGCGACGGCUUCCCCAACUGUGAUCCUCAAUCCCAAUGCCAUGUACCUCUCACAGCAACCGUCAAGCACGGCAACAAAUCUAUCCAGGUGAAGAUUGUCGACCGCUGUGAGGCCUGUGCGGAGGGUGAUAUUGAUUUAACACCCACCGCAUUUGCUGCUCUAGCCGAUAUGUCCUUAGGGAGGACGUCGGAACUGCUCAAGUGGAAGGUCAGAGACCUACAAGCACUAACUAUGUAA
Messenger RNA from Psilocybe cubensis, 924 nucleotides. RefSeq lists its product as uncharacterized. The record is from RefSeq and is a predicted model, not a curated record. The transcript is spliced from 4 exons. Bases 1 to 924 code for a protein of 307 amino acids. Lineage: Eukaryota; Fungi; Basidiomycota; Agaricomycetes; Agaricales; Agrocybaceae.